This is a messenger RNA of Hypoxylon trugodes, 441 nucleotides long. RefSeq lists its product as uncharacterized. The record is from RefSeq and is a predicted model, not a curated record. The coding region runs from base 1 to 441 and encodes 146 amino acids. The transcript has a single exon. NCBI's taxonomy places the organism in Eukaryota, Fungi, Ascomycota, Sordariomycetes, Xylariales, Hypoxylaceae.
AUGGCUUUGGGACGAUGGACCUUUCCCACCAGCAGAAAACAAUCCUCAGCCAGUUCAGGCGGUAACCGCUCAAACGGCACUACAACACCAACCGACAAUGGAUCCUCAGAACUUACCAAGACACCAUCUCGAUUAAUGCGGACUUUGACUGGAGGUUUCAAAUCCCAUAAGCCCAAGAAAUCUAUCGAGCGGGAUGAAUUGGCCUAUCUAAACAGACCCUUUAACCAACAAAAUCUAGAACAUCAAAAGAUAUUGAAUGCUUUUGAGUGGAACUUCGGGAAGCGGAAGUCAAGCCACGGUGGUCAAAGUAGCAUGAGUGGCAUAAGCCCCAGCGCUUCCAGGAAUACCAGCGUUGACCAUGGCCACACACAUCCUCGAUUCGACAGUGCUUUGGUCCACAAACCACCUCAAGAAGACCCACGAGAAAGGUCAGAGAAAUAA